AACUAGCACAGAAAGGAAAGGACGUCGUCAACGCCGCACGUGCUCGAGUUCUUUGUGCAAGUCGGAGUCGCGUGCCACUGAUGCCGAGGACCUGAUGCCGAAAAACCCCCGGUGGAAGGGAAAAGAAGAGCGCGGGGUUGUGUUUACAUCCGUGCGGCGUUCUCUUCUCUUCUCUCUUCUCCGACUAUCGUUGUGUGCGUAUCGAGCGUUGGGAAAUAAAAGAGGGGAGAAACACAUGCGCACACAUGAACGUUUCUUAUGUAUCCGCUUCUUCCGUUCCUUCCGGUGGUGGCAGACACAGGACCGGUUUACACGAUCUCCCUGUUACGAUUGUGUAAAGGGGAUUUUUGUUUCGUAUCCUUGUGGAUGUGCGUUAUGUACGAUGGAACCCCUUGAGCAGGGCCGUUGUUUACGCGACCGAAAGAGGGACAGUUCCACACGGUACGCUGACUGCUGCUGAGCGCAUAUAAAACGGUCCGGAUCUUCCGGACGGAGGAUCAUUCAGUGCCUGGCCACGGCCGAGGUCAUACACGCACACGAUACGAUACGCAAACCGAGCGCAAGAGAAAUCGUGGAAUAGUAGUGGCAGAGACUGAACAUUGUAAAUAGUAUUUCAACCCAAAAAAAAAACGUAGUGGCCUUUUCACAUUGCGCCAUUCGAGACAUUAGGCGUGUUGGAGGUCAGAUAGUGCUAGUUCGAAAGUGUGCUUUUACACUCGUAUCCCGUGUUCGGCAAGUGUGUUUCUGUGUUCCCGAGUGUUGUGACAUGCAAGGAUGGCAGCAAUCGUACAACCCGCACAAUCCCGCCAACCAUCCCCAGCUGGUCUCCUGACGACGGUGGCCAGUUUACCGGCAUCCUACAAAGUACAGUACGGUGAUGUAGUCGGAAGACCGGUCAUUUCCAACGCCAAACCACCCACGACAACCGGAGGCGACAGUCCGUUGGAUUUAACCGUACGGCAAGUAUCGGCGGGAGGUCCCAUUACACCACCGGCCACUCCUUCACCGUUGAAGAAGCGUUACCGCGAAGACAAUCAGCUAAAUGUGCCGCCGAAAACGGAAGAAUCACUGCCAAAGCGUACCAAACCGUGCACGGAAGCAAGCGAACCGGUGCUAAUUGACGUGCGGAAGGAUUUAAUCACACCGGCAAAGGCAAAGGAUGGUAAGAGUGCCAGCGAACCAACCGUUCCAGUUCCACCGAAGAGUGCAAAAAAUCCACCCACAGCAACUGCUGCCUCGGGCGGUACAAAGGAACGGCGUGCGAAAGCCAUCCGGAAGCUAAAGUUCGACGAAGAGAACUCAUCACCCGUCUCGGGAACGAUCAUUAUCUCGCUGGAGGAAGCACUCAGUGGAGAUUCGCCACGUGAAUCCGGUGACAUUGAUCCACAGUUCAAUCUGGUCGAGGUGUCGGAUGAGGUGCGCGCCGAACUUGCCGCCAUUCCGAACGUGAUCGGUGGCUACAACUGUAAACUUUGCCGUCUGGAGUUUGAGGAUGCGUUCGGGUUGGCACAGCAUCGUUGUUCCUGUAUCGUACUGCUCGAGUACCGGUGUCCCGAGUGUGGCAAACGGUUCAACUGUCCUGCAAACCUAGCGUCGCACCGUCGAUGGCAUAAACCACGCGAUCAGGUUGGGAAGAAGGGCAGUGCUGGCAAGGUUGAAGCGAGCAGUGAUUCUGCCGACUCGGACAGUGCCUCCGGUAAGUUCCGGUGCAACCAGUGUGACAAAACAUUUAAACGGCCUGCCUACCUCAAGAAACACCAGCUAACGCACAACAAACAGCCAAACAAGAAGGUGGCGGCUAAGCGAGCUCCAAGUCCAACCGUCACAGUCGGAGCUCAGUAUCCUGGAGAAGAUUCGAACCAUUCCAACCAAUCGACCCAAUCGAUGGAAAGUAGCAUCGUUACGUACACUGCCUCCGUGGAAGACUUGGUUCCUAGAACUAAGCCACCACCGCUUACCAUGUACCGGACGCUCGCAUCCAACGAUAGUGGCGUGCAGGAAAUUGAAGUGAUCACUUCCGGAUACUAUGCGGAUACGUCAACAGUGACGUUUGUGGAGGAACGUGCCAGUUCGGUAGUAUCCUCAUCGGGACGGGGCAGUGUUGCAUUGGAUCACGACGAAGAUCACGAUCAGGACAGUGACUGUGAGGAGCGUACAUUGGUCAUCAAUGAGGACUACCGUGACAACGAAGAUGAUGACGACGAGAUGGAGCGUCAGUACCGUUCGGCCUAUUGCGAUCGUUUCACCGAGGAAGAGAACCUGGCCGCCGCAGCACUCGCACGACUCCGCAACGGACCGUCCGUCAUUCGCCACACGACGGCACUGGUUGUGUAGGUAAGCUUAGCCUGUAAGAGAAGUUUCCUUUUUGAUGGUUGAAGGUUUUUUUUUUUCUGUGUGUGUAAACGAUCGAGUUUCUUUACAUUCGUACCCAAAGACCUGCCGUUAACGAUCGUUUUCGAGUGCGGAGCGAUCGUACGUGAAUAGCAGCGUUAGCAUUGUACUCUUGACUAUUAUUACUUAAUAAGUGUUGUACACAGAGGUGUGAUGCAGUGUGAUGUUCUACCGCUGGGAUGCCUUGACCUUAGCGAGGCAGCAUUUCUAAAAAUGCAACAUUUGUACAUUUCUUUAACGUAUCGAACCCGAUUCUACAGCGCCAUACCAAAGGAUUACUAUUUAGGGAAGUGUGGAAUGGUUACCACGCAUCAGUGGCCCUACCGUACUGUUAGUAACUUAUAAGCUAGCCAUAGACUGACGAGAGUGAGAGAGAGCGAGGGAGAGAGUGGGAGAGAGAUAAAGGGAGACAUUUUUGUACAUUUCUACAUUCCAAAGAUUACGAGCAAAUGCUAGUCGCUAGGUUUUACAGAAGCAAAGCUUCACGAAAUACUCUAGUUCGUAGGAUUUAUUUAAUUCUUUAUCAUACUUUUCUUUCUUCUCUUGUUUUGGCGGAAGUUUCGGUGGCGAGUUUCGAGUGUUUUUUUUUCUUAAACGCUGUGUGCUUUUUUCUUUCUUCCUACUGUAUUCUAUCGUUUCAUUCUUUGCUCUCUAACUAUUUCUACAUUCUUUCCUUCCUUUGUAAUCAUUUGUAAAACACUAUUUGCUAAAACUAUAUUGCUAUACGAAGAAAACAAAAUCAGGAACUUCCGUCCUACAGUCCAUACUUCUUGUACAUUCGAGGUUUCGAAGUUUGCAAAACUUCAAAAACCCACAACCUCCCAAAGAUGAGUAAACAUCUAGUCAUUCGUGUAAAGCGUUAGGUUUAAUAUAUUGUGUGAUUUAUAUUCUAUUCCUGUUCAGGCACCCCUAUAAAAGUUCGGUCCGUUUUUCGUUCGACAUACGCACUCAUACAGGAAAUAAGUGGAUUGGUUGAUUCAUUUCCAAUAGUUUUUUUUUGUACAUUUAAAUAACAUCAUCCCCAUUUACCAUUUCAUUUCAUUUACAUCGUCUUUCAAGCACAUUCCACUUUUUCGGAUUCCUUUUUAUCGCUCAAUGACUUUAAUAUAAUCAAGAUGAGAUUCGAACCUCGGCGUUCGGUGUAUAAGCCCGAAUGUCAAAUGAACGAAGCCGAAACGAUCGAAUGAUCAAUCUUCUAAACUUUUACUUUCGAUAAACAUUUGAAGCACAACCACUCUUGUUAUGAGCACCGAGUAAGAUCUAUAAAGAUUUCAAUCAAUUCCCUUUCGCUGUCACAAUUACGAUUGUGCACAUAAGUGGCUAGCGCCAAACAGAUAUGGAUCACUACUAACGUUAUAAGAAAAUCCUUUCCACACUGGAAAGCUGUUGCAUUCUGUAUACGAUUUUUUGUUUGAGUUUUGAUUUCGUUUCAUUAAAACGCAAAGUCUUUCGAAUGCACUUCCCCGCGCCGUUCCUAGUGAUGGUGGUGAUGCAUUUGAAACGGUGCGCUGCAGGUUCGGGAGAGGCUUUUGCAAUCGUGCGAAUAACCGUGCCAUGUUAGGUAGCGAAGGCCUUCGGUCUGGCUGCUGCGAAGCAGUGAGUACGAAAUGAAAGGUAUCAACUUAUAGCACAACAUGCCAACAUGCGCACCCACUAAGUAGAAUGUAAUCAAGGUUUAGGAAUUAGUGUGGUGCAAACUGUUUAGUUUUAGGUGCAAGCUAGUCAUACUUGAAUACUUUAGUUUCUAGUCACGUAUAUUUGUACCAAAGAAAAAGGAAGCCAUUCUAGUCCAGUUACGUCGAUCACAUCACAGCUAGUCCAGCAGGGCCCACUAGUCAGGGUGUAUGUACCUUUAGAAAGUAUUCAACACGUUUUCUGGUCAUUUUCUAGUCAUAUUUAUUUAUUUAUUUACUUCACUGUAAGCUUUUUUCGGCUUUCAUAAGAUCUCAAAACCCCUCACGAACAUGUCAGACUAGUCAUCACCAUGUACAUUAUCUAGUCCAGAACACCAAAAAUAGUUAACAUAUAACCAAAAACUAAUUUUGCUUUAAAACGAUAAGCACCAAAGAUAGUAUUACUUUUGAGUAAGUGUGUAGGGAAUUAAUUUAUGUAUUUAUUUAAAUUAUGUAUUUAUUCACACUCUUAUUUAUUUCAUAUUUAUCACUCUACGCAUGUACAUUAAUUUAUUCAAUUUCUAUUGGUACUUUAACAUUUAAUCAUGAUACUACACUUAUACUAAACGGCUACUAGCGGUAGAACAUCACGAUGCACAUUAUAUUUGCGGUACAGUUGCCUGACGUGUAACGAUUAACAAUAAGAAAAAAGCAACAAUCUCAUCACAAUUUUACAAACGAAAAAAAAACGAGGAGGAUCACACAAGGAGAACAAUCGCUUAAAAUAUCUUGUUGUAGAAUGUUGUUAGGAGCUUCUAUCAUAUUUACAAAAGGGAAAAAUUUGAAGACCAAGGUCUAAUCAUUUGCAUAUUGAAACGUUUACAAGAAGCGCAAACGUUGAAGGGUUUCUAAACAAAUCAAACAUGUGAUAUUAGGUGAAUAAGAUCUACAAAAGAAAGAGAAAACAACCCCGCUACCAGUGUACACAUACGAUGUAUUUUGCUUUUGGGCAAUUUUUGUUCCAUUUUUUAAAAAUAUUAUUCUCAAUUUUCUACGUUUGUUGCAUGUCAUCUACACGUUAGCUUUUCAUUCUUAGUUUAAGUAAUCGCUUUUGGUGAGAGGAACAGAAACUGAUACUUACUGUAGGUGGAAGCACGCAUUUUGAUUUUAAGAAGAAGAAAAAAAACAUUACACACAUAAGUACUUAUUUUUUACCAGUGUAUUAUUUUAAGUGUAUUUCGAAAAAUUUGUCUAAACAGUGAAAUGAAAGUACAAUAAAGCCAACGCAAAAAAAUCGAAUCAUUGUCUCAUUUUUCCAUUAAUGUAAAUGAUAUGAAUAUUAUAGGUAAGUAAGCAAUAAUCACGUUUUAUUGAAAAAUAUUAAACACGUGGUACAUUCGAAAAUGGAAUAAAAUUCAAACCGUCGAUUAGACCAGCAAUUUCGUAAAUUUAUGUUGCUGUCAA
Molecule: messenger RNA, 5468 nt
Organism: Anopheles funestus (African malaria mosquito)
Lineage: Eukaryota; Metazoa; Arthropoda; Insecta; Diptera; Culicidae
Gene: nerfin-1
Product: insulinoma-associated protein 1
Exons: 1
Coding region: 775-2334 (519 amino acids)
Biological process (GO): regulation of cell cycle process; neuron differentiation; negative regulation of transcription by RNA polymerase II
Cellular component (GO): transcription repressor complex; nucleus
Molecular function (GO): RNA polymerase II cis-regulatory region sequence-specific DNA binding; DNA-binding transcription repressor activity, RNA polymerase II-specific
Source: RefSeq, a predicted model, not a curated record